AUGGCCUCUUCAUGUUUCAUUGAUUUAUCUGGACCUACAUACUGUGUUGUAUCGGGUGCUUCUCACGGCAUUGGGAGGGCUAUAGCAGUUGAAAUUUCUAAGCUUUUAGGUCCUAAAUCAUUAAUGUUAUUGUUGGCUCGCAACAAUGAUGAAUUAGCUAAAACAGCAUCACUGUGUCAGUCAGAUAAUGUUAAGGUCACAUACAAAUCUAUUGAUUUGGGGAAAGCAUCUGUAAAUGAGAUGAAUAAUGUUCUUAAAAACUCUCUAGAUGGGUACAAAGUGACAGAUUUUGCUACUAGCUUAAUCUUCCAUAAUGUGGGCUCCCUAGGUAACUUGGCUAUUGAAACUUCACGAAUGGAGGAUUCCGAUGAUCUCAGACAAUAUUAUGAUUUAAAUGUUUUUAAGGUGAUAUCUUUAAACACACAAUUUCUUAAGAUUUUUGAGGCUAUUGAGGAUGGAAUUAUAAUUGUAAAUAUAACUUCUCUUUGUGCUAUUAAACCAAUGAGUGGCAUGGCGUACUACUGCAGUGGUAAAGCAGCUAGGGAAAUGUAUUUCAAAGUGCUUGCGGAAGAGAAAAAAAACAUUCGGGUGUUGAAUUACUCACCAGGACCUGUUGAAACAGCCAUGAUUGAUCAAGUGUUGGAUGAGACUGUGAAUGACAAUCUAAGGGAUGUGUUUACAUCCUUCAAAAAUCAAGGUACACUGUUGAAGCCAGAAAUGACGGCUAAGAAAUGUAUGAAAGUAUUACAGGCAGGCAAAUUCAUUAAUGGGGAGCAUGUCGAUUACUUUGAUGACGAAUAA
This is a messenger RNA of Parnassius mnemosyne (clouded apollo), 801 nucleotides long. NCBI's taxonomy places the organism in Eukaryota, Metazoa, Arthropoda, Insecta, Lepidoptera, Papilionidae. The record is from the annotation of a GenBank genome assembly.